GGUCAAGAGCAUCUGUCGAGCUGGUGCUUUGUCUUUUCAAGUUUCGUCCUUCGAAGCCCGCUGGUGACUCUGCACCAUAGGAAAGUACGAGGUAACUCCGUACAAGUACCCACUUUCCUUGAUUAAUCACACCUCUUGGCAGGAACUGCUCCGUCUUUUUGAAACCACGAUCCUGGCGACUCGAACCACCACCAGGAGAGGAACACCGCGCUCCGUAUCCACGCUGGUGGACCAUUCCAGCAAGGGGGAUUCUAACAGGGUUCGAAAUUGCUGCCGCAGCAUACAUAGGCUGCUAUAUCCAUGCCAGAAACACUGCAGGCAAACGCUCGGGUGGCGCGGUAGCUAUCAUCGGGGUUGCUAUAGCAAUGGUUGUGGAUGGUGGAAUCACGCUGCUCUCCAUGGUCGGCUUUUACGAGUCCAGCGGAACAUGCGCUGCCGGCUUCUUCGACAUCGUCACGGUUACUGUGUGCUCCGUUGGAGCCAUCGGCGUCUCAUGGCCGGAGCGGGAACGGGACUACACUUUGAGGGACGCCCAGUCAAUUGCUGGGACGUUGGUAGGAACGGUCAGAUGGGUCUCCUCCCCGAUGCUGAGCUCUCUUGAUCUGAAUGGCGGUAUGAGUGCUAGAAUGGUUGUUUGGACAAAGCUGAAACCAAUUCGAACUCCCAAUGCGGUAGACCUUGUCUGCUCGAUAGGAGACUGCGUUGUGUGUUGUACCGUCUGGCGGAGAAGGAGGAGAACUCGACGGAACGCAACGGCAAACCCGGCAGACGACCCAGCCGGUUUGCCUGAUUUGCACCUACAGGCAUCUCAGGAUGGACCAGUACAUAAGCAGCAAGGGGCGGGCCUAAAAGAAAGUCACAUCAAGGAUGCAAACAGCCCUCUGCAACUGGGUCCAGUCAACUUGAGCGGCGAAACGGCCAAUACCAAGGAUGGGAUACCAGUCUAAGCGGCUAGGCUGAUCAGCCACUACCUAAUUGCGUAUUAACCUUGAACUAGAAAUGACAAGGGGGAUACGGGCCUCCUACAGGUAUAGAAAUGUGGAACAAAGGCGGGGAAGGGCCACUUAUACUUACCGGGAACUGUUACUGCGCGAAUGGAACCCUUAGAGAACAUGAAAGGUUUGAAGGAAAAGGGUCUGGCGCGGGGCCUAGGAGGCAAGGAGGCAUGAGUUGGGGUUGUCGGGUACACUACCUUAGGAUAGGUACCUUCGAUCAGUAGUACAUGUACCCUGCCUCCCCACCCGAUUGACGGGAUUGUGUUUGAGAAAGUGAGUUCGAGGG
Parathielavia appendiculata is the source of this 1281-nucleotide messenger RNA. RefSeq lists its product as uncharacterized. The coding region runs from base 366 to 947 and encodes 193 amino acids. The transcript has 2 exons. NCBI's taxonomy places the organism in Eukaryota, Fungi, Ascomycota, Sordariomycetes, Sordariales, Chaetomiaceae. The record is from RefSeq and is a predicted model, not a curated record.